Messenger RNA from Oncorhynchus keta (chum salmon), 1940 nucleotides. RefSeq names its product BCL2/adenovirus E1B 19 kDa protein-interacting protein 2-like. Gene Ontology annotation, biological process: apoptotic process. The record is from RefSeq and is a predicted model, not a curated record. Bases 233 to 1309 code for a protein of 358 amino acids. The transcript is spliced from 10 exons. Gene Ontology annotation, cellular component: cytoplasm. Lineage: Eukaryota; Metazoa; Chordata; Actinopteri; Salmoniformes; Salmonidae.
AUCAGAAAGUUCUCACUCACUCAGGUGUGGUGAACGUGUCACCAGCCGAGCACGUACAAAGCCCUCUGAUUGGCUAAGCUAAUGUAUUGUUUGCUGUGUGGUUGGGUCGUCAAGAACACUGCACUUGUGCGAACGUCGGAGUGUUUACAGUUGACGACUUUUAAUUGACUUAUCUUCUUGAUAAACAUUUUUUUAACGUUUUUUUUACUCAUCUUUUAAUCAUGAUGUCUGCAUGAGUGCGCGUUUAUACAGAGGAAAGGGUGAAAGGAGUCCAGAGGGGGCGAAGGCUGCUUCCUACAUCCAGGACAUGGAGCUGAGGGAGGAAUGGCAGGAUGAGGAGUUCCCCAGACCUCUUCCUGAAGAUUCCCAUAGUCCUGAGACCCAAGGAGAAAAUGCAGAGAGACCAGCUCCACCCACCAGCCUGGCCCUGUCAGAAAACCCCAUAAGGAAGAAGCGUCUGGUGGCGCCCACCCUCAGCCUGACCCUGUCCCGUACCGACUCAGCGGACCGCAGUGUGAAGUCAGGGGACACCGGGUACUCUGCCGCCGCCCUCUCACCCGACGAAGAUGACACGGAGCUGGACAUCAACCUGGAGGCCCUGGAGACGCCCUCGGACAGCGAGUCCUGCAACUUCCCUGACAGCAUGCACGAACUGGAGUGGGAGGAUGACCUGCCACGGCUGGGCCGGGGGGAGGAUGGUGUCUCAGGCACCACGGUGAUGGAGCAGGCAGAGAUGGGCUCGAUGGAGCUAGACCAGGUGGACAACAGGGGGCGCCGCUGGAGAAGGUUCUGCGUUGCAGGACAGGAGUACCACGUCAACAUGAGUGUCCUGGAGCCAUACCUCCAGGUGCUCUCUCACGGAGGUUAUUACGGGGAGGCUAUGAACGCCAUCAUCACGUUCUCCUCCUGUUAUCUACCAGAGAACACGGUGGAGAACUAUGAGUACGUCAUGGACAAUCUCUUCAGGUACAUAGUGGGGACGCUGGACCUGAUGGUGUCAGAAGGCUAUGUCAUGGUGUACCUGUGCAGCAUGGCUCCCAGGAAUAAGAUGCCCGCCAUCAAAUGGCUGCGACAGUGUUAUACCUCCAUUGACAGAAGGUUGAGGAAGGAUCUGAAGGGGCUCUUUGUGGUCCACCCUGCCUGGUACAUCAAAGCACUCAUCACUGUCGUCAGGCCUUUCAUCAGUGAGAAGUUCAGCCAGAAGAUCCGCUUCAUUCACAGCCUGCAGGAGCUGUCUGAGUACAUCCCCAUGGAACGCCUGCAGAUUCCCGACAGUAUCCGAGAGUAUGAUGCGAGGAUGAACGGGUGAGGGACAUAUCGCGGGAAGCCAAAGAGAGGACAUUGAGAGUGGAUAGGCGAAGGAGGGGAAGACAGCAGAUGACUGGGAACUAUGGGCUGAAUUACCAUCAAAGUUCAAAAGUUAACUAGCCCAAAUGUCACCCUGCAGGUAUGCUUGGACGUGCAGCACUUUUGUUGUACAGAAAAUGAAAGACUUUUAGUGUGUACAGACACACCUUUAAUUUAUUCAUCGUUGAAUGUAAUGUCACUAAAGAAGUUCACUUAACCAUGCCACUGGCUUUGCAACAGUUUCAGAACUGCCCCUAUUUUGUGGUACUUUAAUGCAACCCUAUCAUAUGUAUUGAUGCCAGAGUGAUUUGUGGGACCUGUCGUCAAGGAGCAACCUACAGUCAGUUUGAACGCAACACUUAGAUGAAAGGUCCAGAUGGUUCUGUUACAGUUACCUUCACUGGAACUCACAUUGACAUUUACUGCUGCUUUAUCUGUAAGGGCUUACUGCACUCUAGUGCCAAGUACAACACUUUGGGAUGUCACCUUUUAAUGUUUACUCAAAUGUGAUUGAUGCACAACAAAUACUUUAGGUUAAGAUGGAGACAAAGUCUAUUUAAUAAAAUAAAUCUGAAUUUACAUCAUGACAUAAA